UGAUGCUGGUUCAACUGCUACGAAGAUGCUGUCCUUCAUCUUAGUCCAGAACCGGCAGGGUAAGACCCGGCUGGCCAAGUGGUAUGCACCCUACAGCGACGAGGAGAAGAUCAAGCUCAAAGGCGAGGUCCACCGCCUCGUAGCCCCCCGCGACCAGAAAUACCAGUCCAACUUCGUCGAGCACCGCAACAACAAGAUCGUCUACCGCCGCUACGCCGGGCUCUUCUUCUGCGCCUGCGUCGACACCAACGACAACGAGCUCGCCUACCUCGAGGCCAUCCACUUCUUCGUCGAGGUCCUCGACGCCUUCUUCGGGAACGUCUGCGAGCUGGACCUCGUCUUCAAUUUUUACAAGGUCUACGCCAUCCUCGAUGAGGUCUUCCUCGCCGGCGAGAUUGAGGAGACCAGCAAGCAGGUCGUUCUGACGAGGCUGGAGCAUCUCGAUAAGUUGGAGUAACGGGCGACUUGUUGAUGAGGUCGAAUGAGAAACAGUCCAGAUGGAGACGGGGUUUAUACCAGUGGCCGCGAGACGUACACAAUACCUCGCGCAAAAACGGGUGGCAGGCAUUUGUUCGUUUUCUGACCUGGGCGUACGGAGUUACGGAGGAGACUACGGUACGAGUCGAACAGAUGGAAAUUCGUCGAAAAUCAUAUGAUUUUGUAUGACUCAUGGGCUCUUCUCGCGAGCUCAU
Molecule: messenger RNA, 692 nt
Organism: Sodiomyces alkalinus F11
Lineage: Eukaryota; Fungi; Ascomycota; Sordariomycetes; Glomerellales; Plectosphaerellaceae
Product: AP-2 complex subunit sigma
Exons: 3
Coding region: 26-457 (143 amino acids)
Biological process (GO): protein transport; clathrin-dependent endocytosis
Cellular component (GO): intracellular membrane-bounded organelle; AP-2 adaptor complex
Molecular function (GO): clathrin-cargo adaptor activity
Source: RefSeq, a predicted model, not a curated record